Molecule: messenger RNA, 963 nt
Organism: Podarcis muralis (Common wall lizard)
Lineage: Eukaryota; Metazoa; Chordata; Lepidosauria; Squamata; Lacertidae
Product: olfactory receptor 6B1-like
Biological process (GO): G protein-coupled receptor signaling pathway
Cellular component (GO): membrane
Molecular function (GO): G protein-coupled receptor activity; olfactory receptor activity
Source: RefSeq, a predicted model, not a curated record
AUGAUCUCCUGGCAAGUGCAAAAUGGGGCAAAUCAAACCAUGAUCACAGAAUUCAUUCUCCUGGGGUUUGAGGGUGGUCAGAAUCUGCAAACUGUUCUCCUGUUGCUGUUUUUGGCAAUUUACAUUGUGACCAUCUCUGGGAACCUUAUCAUCCUUCUGCUUGUUGUGUCUGACCAGCACCUUCACACACCCAUGUAUUACUUCCUAGGGAACUUGUCUUGCUUGGAGACCUUCUACAGCUCCACCAUUCUGCCCAGGAUGCUCUAUAGUCUCUUUACAGGGGACAGGUCCAUUUCAUUCACUGCUUGUGUCACACAGUUUUACAUUUUUGGCAUACUUGUUACUACAGAGUGCUUCCUCCUAGCCGCAAUGUCCUUUGAUCGUUACUUAGCCAUAUGCAAGCCAUUGCAUUAUGCUAUCCAAAUGACAGACAGAUUGUGUCUUCAACUGGCUGCUGGUUCCUGGGUGAGUGGGGGCUUAGCUGCUACCAUAACCACAUCUCUCAUGUCCCAGUUAGUCUUUUGUGGCCCUAAUGAGAUUGACCACUUCUUUUGUGAUAUUGGCCCAGUCAUUGACUUGUCAUGCAGUAAUACGCAUACAAUAGACACCUCAAUUUUAAUAUUGUCAUCACUGUGUGCCUUUCCUCCUUUCCUGUUGACCCUGGCAUCCUAUGUUUGCAUCAUCACCUCCAUCCUGAAGAUCUCUUCGCGUUCCAGCAGGCAGAAGGUUUUCUCUACUUGCUCCUCUCACCUGAUAAUGGUGACAGUUUUCUAUGGGACACUGAUUAUAGUCUACAUUGUACCCAAGACAAGCAUCCUGAGAGACUUGAACAAAGUUUUUUCUCUCCUGUACACCAUAUUGACUCCCCUUCUCAACCCCAUCGUAUAUAGCUUAAGAAACAAUGAUGUCAAGGAGGCCCUUAAAAAGGGUUCUAUGAAAUUUGCAAUUCAUACAGGAAUUUAG